Molecule: messenger RNA, 1305 nt
Organism: Aspergillus oryzae RIB40
Lineage: Eukaryota; Fungi; Ascomycota; Eurotiomycetes; Eurotiales; Aspergillaceae
Product: putative MFS transporter
Exons: 4
Coding region: 1-1305 (434 amino acids)
Biological process (GO): transmembrane transport
Molecular function (GO): transmembrane transporter activity
Source: RefSeq, a predicted model, not a curated record
AUGAGUCAGUCAAAUGCGGUUGAUGGAGGCUACGGCUGGAUUAUUGUCCUAGCUGUAUUCUGGAAUAAUGCCCACCAUUGGGGAAUUUUAUCAAGCUAUGGUGUCUUCUUGGAAGACUUCAUUUCAAAUUCUAGAAUCUCUGGUGGUACCAGCCUUGACUUCGCGCUGAUUGGCGGACUAUCCGCAUCGCAGGCGCUCGUUAUAUCGCCCUUGAUUACCAUGAUUCAUCGUCGUUUUGGUCUUAGAGCAACUAUGGCUCUCGGUGUGCUCUUUGAGACUGCGGCCCUCCUGGGAGCGUCCUGGAGUACCAGGGUUUGGCAACUCUACUUGAGCCAGGGCGUCUGCUUUGGAUGGGGUCUCGGCUUGCAGUAUCUAUCGACCACGUUUAUUAUUCCACAAUGGUUCAGCAAGAAGCGAAGCUUGGCCGCAGGGAUUACCACGGCAGGGACCGGUACUGGAGGAUUGAUAUACUCGCUAGCAACUCACGCGAUGCUAGACCGGUUCGGCAGUGGUUGGUCAUAUCGGAUUCUGGCGAUUAUCCAAUUUGUGGUUAACACCAUAUGCGUGCUCCUCUUGCGGGAUCGUAUGGAGAAACCCCGGUCAGAAAGAAAAAAGGCAACUUUUCGCCUCAGUCUCUGCAAGAGAUACGAAACCUGGCUAUUUAUCGGCUGGAGCUUUUUCAGUGUCAUGGGAUUCAUGGUCAUCUGGUACUCGCUUGCUACCUAUUCUCGAUCUAUCGGGUUGUCCGCCAGUCAAGGAUCGAUCGUAACCGCCGUGAUGAAUGUCGGCCAGAUUCUUGGUCGACCUGCGGUGGGCUAUUUCAGUGACGUUGUGGGACGGAUCAAUAUGACCACGUUUGCCACGUUCACCAGCGGGUUGCUCUGUUUACUGCUCUGGGUGUUCGCCAAAACAUAUUCGGCAAUCCUUUGCUUUGCUUUGUUCGCAGGGAUCCUCUUUGGGACGUUCUGGACGGCUGUUGGGCCACUCAGAGCAGAGGUUGUCGGACUAGAAGACCUUCAGUCGUUCUUAACUAUUAUGUGGCUUAUCUGCUCGGUUCCUGCGACCUUUGGAGAAGCGAUCGGCCUUGAACUUCGCACGUCCGGGGAGGAUGAGUUUUUACGCACGCAACUGUUUACCGGCUUCAUGUAUAUCGGCGCAUCUUUAUGCACAUUACUUCUGCGAGGCUGGAAGAUAUCCCAAGAAAAGACGCCAGAGUCAGGAGAUUGCCCUGGUUCUGCGUCAACCCAUGGCGAAUGUAAUAUCUCCAGCAGGUUAUCUCCUAUUGUGGCGUGGGAGAAAGUUUGA